Molecule: messenger RNA, 3253 nt
Organism: Myodes glareolus (Bank vole)
Lineage: Eukaryota; Metazoa; Chordata; Mammalia; Rodentia; Cricetidae
Gene: Ptger4
Product: prostaglandin E receptor 4
Biological process (GO): positive regulation of cytosolic calcium ion concentration; inflammatory response; cellular response to prostaglandin E stimulus
Cellular component (GO): plasma membrane
Molecular function (GO): prostaglandin E receptor activity
Source: RefSeq, a predicted model, not a curated record
GAGCCAAGCUCGAAACCCGGCAGCGGGAGAGGAAGAUGAGCAGCCCCAGAUCAGAGCCCCAGGCCCAAGGGACCCCGCGCCGCCCCCAGAGCACAAGGAGCGGCCUCAACGGCAGCCGCCUUCUCCGGUAGCUGUCCCUUCAGCCCGCUGCUGGGGAGGAGGGAACCCGGACCAACGCUCCGUUCCACCUGCACGCGUGGCGGCACACCUGGACGCUGACCUCCCACACCAGACCUGCGGGCUCUGCAAAGCUGUGACUCGCCCUGGGGAGAGGUAAAUCAACCAAAAAAAAAAAAAAACCAAGACCCAAGACCCUUCUUCAACUGAGCCUCGCUUGCUUUCUAAGCUUCUUGAAAAGCUCUGACCUCAGUUCCGGAAAGUUGGCAGACCCGGUUCCGAGGAGGGCAAAGUCUUGACAAGUUCCGCACUGAGCGGGAAGAAACUGAUGGCUGAGGUUAGAGGCAGGUCCAGAUCGUCUGCGGUCUGAGCCUUGGGACGCACCCAGCUCCUAACCCCACCCUACAGAUCGAACCGUGAGCCCCAACGCUGUGAACAGUAUACUGACCACCAGCAUGUCCAUUCCUGGGGUCAAUGCGUCCUUCUCCUCCGCGUCGGAGAGGCUGAACAGCCCAGUGACCAUUCCCGCAGUGAUGUUCAUCUUCGGGGUCGUGGGCAACCUGGUGGCCAUCAUAGUGCUGUGCAAGUCGCGCAAGGAGCAGAAGGAGACGACCUUCUACACUCUUGUAUGUGGGCUGGCUGUCACUGACCUACUAGGCACAUUGCUGGUAAGCCCAGUGACCAUCGCCACAUACAUGAAGGGCCAAUGGCCCGGGGACCAGGCACUGUGUGACUACAGCACCUUCAUCCUACUCUUCUUUGGCCUGUCGGGUCUCAGCAUCAUCUGUGCCAUGAGCAUUGAGCGCUACCUGGCCAUCAACCACGCCUACUUCUACAGCCACUACGUGGACAAGCGGCUGGCCGGCCUCACACUCUUCGCGGUCUAUGCAUCCAACGUGCUGUUCUGCGCACUGCCUAACAUGGGCCUGGGCAGGUCUGAGCGACAGUAUCCCGGCACCUGGUGCUUCAUCGACUGGACCACCAACGUAACGGCCUAUGCCGCCUUCUCUUACAUGUACGCGGGCUUCAGCUCCUUCCUCAUCCUAGCCACCGUGCUCUGUAAUGUGCUCGUGUGCGGCGCGCUGCUCCGCAUGCACCGCCAGUUCAUGCGCCGCACCUCGCUGGGCACCGAGCAGCACCACGCGGCCGCCGCAGCAGCAGUGGCUUCGGUGGCCUGUCGGGGCCACGCGGGUGCCUCCCCAGCCCUGCAGCGCCUCAGCGACUUUCGCCGCCGCAGGAGCUUCCGGCGCAUCGCGGGCGCGGAGAUCCAGAUGGUCAUCUUACUCAUCGCCACCUCCCUGGUGGUGCUCAUCUGUUCCAUUCCGCUGGUGGUGCGAGUGUUUAUCAACCAGUUAUAUCAGCCAAGUGUGGUGAAAGACAUCAGCAGGAACCCCGACUUGCAGGCCAUCAGAAUCGCUUCCGUGAACCCCAUUCUGGACCCCUGGAUCUACAUCCUUCUGCGGAAGACUGUACUCAGUAAAGCCAUCGAGAAGAUCAAGUGCCUCUUCUGCCGCAUAGGUGGGUCCGGCAGAGACGGGUCAACGCAGCACUGCUCAGAGAGUCGGAGGACAUCUUCUGCCAUGUCCAGCCACUCUCGCUCCUUCCUCUCCCGGGAGCUGAGGGAGAUCAGCAGCACAUCUCAGACUCUCCUGUACCUACCAGACCUAAGCGAAAGCAGCCUGGGAGGCAGGAAUUUGCUUCCUGGCGUGCAUGGCACGAGCCUGCCCCAAGCAGACACCACCUCGCUGAGAACUUUGCGUAUAUCAGAGACCUCAGACUCCUCCCAGGGCCAGGACUCGGAGAGCGUCUUGUUGGUAGAUGAGGUUGGUGGGAGCGGCAGGGAGGAGCCUGCCUCUAAAGAAAACGCUUUGCAAGUCACGUUCCCCAGUGAAACGCUGAACUUAUCUGAAAAAUGUAUAUAGUAGCUACAGGGGUUGGGGGAGCACUGUUUGGGGAACUUUACAAAGUCCUGUGCAAUAGACAUACACGUGUUUAGCUGUACUCGGAAGGGCUGUCUCUGUCCGCUACUCCUAACAGAACAUUGGAGUUUGAGUCUUCAGUGUGGCAGGCGAGUCCCUUGAGUGCCGAGGCCUGAUGCGCACUGGCCAUCACUCUGAUGUGACUCAAGAGCGCAGCGGCUGCAGCUGGCCACCUUUUUCUACUGGAUAGGAAGAAGGCAGAAGCUAUGCUACUUUCAGAACAUCAGAACUUUGGAUUUGGCACAUACCGGAGUUCCGGAUACUGGAAGGGCUCAACCCCAAACUCAAAGGACUAUCUUACAGCCGAUUUAAGUGUCUCACUAAAGCAUGAAAUGUGAAUUUUUAUUGUUAGAAAUAUAAUUUAAGGUAUUUAUGUUCUUCUCUGUGAGAAGGUUUAUUGUUAAUACAAGGUAUAAAAAAAUUAUGAUACGCCCUCUCCUGCCAGUAUAACCAGCUAAUAUUGUCGAUGUUAUUUUUUUUCCAUAAACAAGUCAGGCCAAAGUAUUGAAAACAGAAUGAAACUAUUAUCUAUAAAAUAGAUAUAAAUUUUUAAAAGAGUUUAGCAUAAUCAAAGGAAAAAAGAUUAUUUAAGAUGUGAAAAUUAAACAACCUAAAAUAUAUUUUCCAAGCUAUAUAUAAUGAGAAAAAUUAGAAAUAUAAUAUUACAUUUAUUUAUCCAGAAAACUGUGAUUUCAAGAGUACCUAACAUUGAUGGUAAAUAUUUUCAACCUUUGCCCCUACUAAUUGGUAUUUUUAAAGAUGUAACAUACUUUUUUAAGGUCUCUAGUUGCCCAUAAUUGAAGUGUGUAGUAUAAAAAGUCUAAGUGGCGUGUUCUGUCCUGAAAGUGUGUGUAGUUUUACUUGCCAAGAGAAUGUCUGACAGCAUCCUGUCAAAUCUAAAGAGGAAGAUGGCGCUCUGGCGUGGUUUCCACUCUGUUAUAUGUGUCAACAGAAACUGACAGUUUUGUGUGACACCCAGGAAUACUGUGCCUGUGCCGGGAGGCGCUUUCUCCGAGAAAUAUUAAGCAUGUUUUGUUAACGUGUUCUUGUGAAUUGCUUGGUUGUGACCGACUUCUGAGCCUGACUCUGAGGAGGGUAUAAGGAGCAGCUGAACCGACUGAAGUUAUUCCGGAGAUUACAAUAAAUAAUUGUAUUCA